Molecule: messenger RNA, 2792 nt
Organism: Calidris pugnax (ruff)
Lineage: Eukaryota; Metazoa; Chordata; Aves; Charadriiformes; Scolopacidae
Gene: GTF2E1
Product: general transcription factor IIE subunit 1
Exons: 5
Coding region: 151-1479 (442 amino acids)
Biological process (GO): transcription open complex formation at RNA polymerase II promoter; transcription initiation at RNA polymerase II promoter
Cellular component (GO): transcription factor TFIIE complex
Source: RefSeq, a predicted model, not a curated record
GCCGAGCGCCGUUGAAGGCGAGGCGCCCUGCUGACGCCAUAGGCGCGCGCGGCUGUGACGCGACCUCGCGGAGCCGCCGGAAGCGCCGCCCGGAGCGGGGAGAGCUGGAAGCGGCGGCAGUAUACAUGAAGCUUAAGAUUUGAAUCUGCUAUGACUGACCCAGACGUCCUCACUGAGGUCCCGGCAGCUCUCAAACGCCUUGCCAAAUAUGUGGUGCGUGGCUUUUAUGGCAUUGAACAUGCUUUGGCUCUGGACAUUCUCAUCAGGAACCCCUGCGUGAAGGAAGAGGACAUGUUGGAGCUCCUUAAGUUUGAUAGGAAGCAGUUGCGAGCGGUGCUAAACACCCUCAAGGGUGACAAGUUCAUCAAAUGCAGGAUGAGGGUAGAGACGGCUCCAGAUGGCAAAACCACCCGUCAUAACUACUACUUCAUCAACUACCGCCUUCUGGUGAACGUGGUGAAGUACAAGCUGGACCACAUGAGGAGAAGAAUAGAGACGGAUGAAAGAGACUCCACCAAUCGCGCCUCUUUUAAAUGCCCCAUUUGCUUCAGCACUUUCACAGACUUGGAGGCCAACCAGCUGUUUGACCCCCGGACAGGAACUUUCCGCUGUACUUUCUGUGAGACUGAAGUGGAAGAAGAUGAGUCGGCCAUGCCCAAAAAGGAUGCAAGGACACUCGUGGCAAGAUUUAAUGAGCAGAUUGAGCCCAUCUACGCGCUGCUCCGUGAGACGGAAGAUGUUAACUUGGCCUAUGAAAUCCUCGAGCCAGAACCCACUGAGAUUCCUGCCCUCAAGCAGAGCAAGGAACGUGCAGCUGGUGCUGGUUCAGGGACAGCAGCUGGCAUUGCAGGUGGACACCAUCGGGAAGCAUGGACUACAAAAGGACCAUCAUAUGAGGACUUGUAUACCCAGAACGUUGUCAUCAGCAUGGAGGACCAGGAGGAUCUUAACCGGUCUGCAAGCGAAGGAAAGCCAGCCAGAGAGAGGCCCAUUUGGCUACGGGAGAGCACAGUGCAGGGGGCUUAUGACCCUGAUGAGAUCAAAGAUGGAGGCCGGGAUCUGGAUGCCUUCCAGGAGCGUGAGGAGGGCCGGGCAGCUCUGGAUGAUAAUGAGGAAGUGAUGCGUGCCCUGCUGAUCCACGAGAAGAAGACACCUUCUGCUUCAACAGUCACUGUUGGAGGUGCUGCUCCUCUCUCCGGUGUCAACGCUAGUGACUCUGAGAGCGAGACAAGCGAGUCGGAGGAGGAAUCCCCUCCCCGCGCUCCCGCCACGGCCACCACAACAUACGGGCUAGAGGAAGAGGAGGAGGAUGAAGAGUUUGAGGUGGUGGCAGAGGACCCCACCGUCACAGUGGCCGGGCGUCCACACUCGUACAGCCAAGUGAGCCAGCGACCAGAGCUGGUGGCCCAGAUGACGCCGGAAGAAAAAGAAGUUUACAUAGCCAUGGGGCGACGCAUGUUUGAGGAUAUGUUUGAUUAACUGCUUCCUGCCAUGGCAUUUUUUAAAAAGUGACUUUUUUUAGCCAGAGACUCCCUAGUAAAACAGAAGACUGAAGUGUAUCUUUCCUCCCCUGUGAACAGGGAUGCUGGGGCUUGAGACUAUGAAUUUCAGGCAUCUUGCCCACCAGAGAGGGGGAGCAGGAAGGCUGCAUGUGCCAAAACAGGUAGAGAAGGAUAAGUCUCAGAAGUGAGGAUGCUUGCAAGGUAAAAAUCUGCUUUAGCGUGCCCUGCACAGGCACUGCUUUAACGUUCUCCAGGGCCCCAGCAGCUGCCUCCCCCCUAAAAAUGCUUUGAGUUGAUUUUUGUUGCAGGUCCUCGUGAAGUCCACAUCCCUGCCCUCAGAGGAGGACAUAGGUGCUCCAUAGUCUGAUCAGAGUGCUCUGCAGAGGAGGGUGUAAGUAACAUCACAGCUACCUGUGCCCUGUGAGGGGAGAGGAGAAGGAAGCACUCAUGGGCUGAUGGCAAGCUUGGGCAGGGAUUGUAGCUGACCUCCUGCCAGCAGCCACUGGAGUGCUAUUUCUAAGCAGCAACCUUUUCUGGCUCCCAUUCCUUCUUUACUAGGUCUCAGUACCUCAAGGUCAGGUGUAACUUGAAGCGUGCAUAGUGAAAGCCUUGGCAAGCACACGCAGUUGCUCGGUGUCAGUGUAAUGAAAGCCCUCCAUGGAUCUGAGCUGUCAGAGUGCUCUGGCUUAUCAGGAGAUACCUUCAUUUUCCAGUAUUGCUGCCUGUGGCUUCUGCCUGGCCCUGUCCAAACUCCAGUGUUGCAGACGGUUCGUAGCGGGCAGGGUCACAGUCAGGCAGUGUCAGAGAAAUAGCAUAGCUAGUUUUCAUUUGCAGUCACAGUGGGGCUGUAUCGUUUUAAUAGGAAUUAUGCAAUUUUGAAUUCUGCUUUGGCACACUCUUUUACCAUAGAAGAACAUUUAUCAGUGCCUACAGAGCAAUAUUGUAUUUUUAAUGUUUUUCUCUUUCAAUUGAAAAUGUUGGGUUUUUAAAAUUCUUGUGUUUUCCUAUCCAGUGCAACAAUAAAAUAAAAUUAUAAAAGAAUUUUGUGUUCCAGAGGGUAGGGGCAGUAUUACAUACUGUUCAAUUUACAUGGGCAGCAUGAAUUUGCUGUUCAUUGAGACUGUAAAUCUGUUUUAUACUAACUAUGCUUCCUAUGUUCUGCUAACCUUGUAAUGCCUCCUUUGUGGUUUUACUUUCAGCCUCUUGAUAUUUUGGACCCCCUCUUUUUUUAAAUAGUGUUUAAAUUUGCUUUUAAGUCAUUUUAAAGAGGAAUAAAUAAACAGAAUCUUC